Messenger RNA from Theobroma umbraticum, 2345 nucleotides. The record is from RefSeq and is a predicted model, not a curated record. Lineage: Eukaryota; Viridiplantae; Streptophyta; Magnoliopsida; Malvales; Malvaceae.
CAAGAUUGUUGAUACAGAUAAACAAGCGGUCUCCAUUUCUCUGUUUUCUUUCUUCUCUCAAUGGCUGCAGAUCUUAAAUCACUCCUUAUUCUAGUAACAUUCUUUAUGUUUUUAGACCAGUUUGCCUUACCCCAAGAACAAAACCAGUUCAUCUUCAAUGGCUUUAAGGGAGCCAAUCUGCAUCUAAAUGGGAUUGCUAAGAUCCUACCCAAUGGUCUAUUGGAGCUAACCAACACUUCAAAUAUACAAGUCGGCCGUGCUUUCUUCCCCUUUCCUCUCAAGUUCAACAAAUCUGCAUCUAACAGCUCUGAUUCCCUGUCAUUUUCAACCCACUUUGUAUUUGCCAUGGUUCCAGAAUUGGCCAAUCCUAGCGGCCAUGGUAUUGCAUUCACUAUCUCACCUACCAUGGAGCUGGCAGGGGCUGUAGCAAGCCAGUACUUUGGGCUGUUUAAUUCUUCAAGCAAUGGCCUUUCUUCAAACCAUGUGUUUGCUAUAGAGCUAGACACAAUUCAAAGCCCUGAAUUUGAAGAUAUGCAAGGCAGCCAUGUUGGAAUCGAUGUAAACAACUUGAGAUCCUUGAAAUCAGCUCCAGCAACAUACUUUACGGAAGGGAUAACUAAAAGCUUGGAUUUCUUGAGUGGAAGUCCAAUGCAGCUGUGGAUAGAUUAUGAUGAAGUGGAGAAGCUGCUCAAUUUAACACUAGCUCCUGUAGGAAGCAAUAAGCCUACCCAACCUCUUUUAUCAACAAGCAUUGAUCUUUCUACUGUUCUUUUGGAUUCCAUGUAUGUUGGUUUCUCUUCAUCAACUGGUGAAUUGGCUAGUGAUCACUAUAUUCUCGGCUGGAGCUUCAGUAAGAUUGGGAAAGCACAAAGCCUCGACUACUCAAAGCUUCCUUCACUUCCUCCACGGAGAAAACCAAAGUCAAAAGAAGAUUUGAUAAUUAUUCUUCCUUCAGUAGCAGUGAUUGCCAUGCUUGUAGCAAUCUCUGGUGGUGCGUAUGUUAUACGAAGGAAAAAAUAUGAAGAAAUACGUGAAGAUUGGGAAAAAGAAUAUGGUCCUCAAAGAUUUUCUUAUAAGGAUCUCUAUAAAGCAACAAAAGGUUUUAAAGAAAAAGAGCUACUUGGUAGUGGGGGUUUUGGAAGUGUUUACAGAGGAGUAUUACCUUCUUCAAAUGAGCACAUAGCGGUCAAGAAGAUCUCCCAUAAUUCAAAACAAGGGAUGAAGCAGUUUGUUAGUGAAAUUGUUAGCAUGGGAAGGCUAAGGCACAGGAACUUGGUGCAGCUCCUAGGCUACUGCCGGCGUAAAGGAGAACUUCUAUUGGUCUAUGACUAUAUGCCCAAUGGAAGUCUAGAAAAGUUCCUAUUUAGCAAUUCAAAGCCAAACCUUAGUUGGGUUCAGCGAUUUCGAAUUCUUAAAGACGUAGCAUCUGCACUGCUUUACCUUCAUGAAGAGUGGGAGCAACUUGUGCUUCACAGAGAUGUAAAAGCUAGCAAUAUUCUGUUAGAUGCUAACUUUAAUGGAAGGUUAGGAGACUUUGGUCUUGCCAAAUUGUAUGAGCAUGGCACAAAUCCCCAAACUACUUGUGUGGUUGGGACUCUGGGAUACAUUGCGCCGGAGCUGGCUAGAACCGGCAAGGCCACUACCAGCACUGAUGUGUUUGCCUUUGGGACUUUCAUGCUUGAAAUAGCAUGUGGAAGGAAGCCUCUAGAGCUACAACUAGAUCCUGAAGGGACGAUUUUGGCUGAUUGGGUUCUUCAAUUAUGGAAAGCAGGAGCUAUUCUUGAUGCAAGCGACCAUAGAUUGGAAGGCGAAUAUGUGGCAGAGGAAAUGGAGUUGGUUUUGAGACUAGGUCUUCUUUGUACAAACCCCAUGGCAUCAAACAGGCCUAGCAUGAGGCAGCUGGUCCAAUAUUUGGAUGGGAAUGUUACCUUGCCUGAGAUACGUUUGGAAGGUGCUAGAAUUGAAAUGAUGUCAAUUGAACAUAAUUUUAAUAAUUCUGUUUCUGCCAAUUCCUUUUCCUCGUCUAUUCUCAGCACUGGUCGUUGAAUCAGAAAUAUCUCUCAUCUUCAUGGUUCAAUAAGUACAAUACCACUCAAAUGCGAGAAAGCAAGCUGAACAUCAGCAAUGGAGAAAAGGAUGCGGAAUAAGUAUGAGAUUGAUGCGUAGAAUUUGCCGCAGGUUAUAAGCUUCUUUCCGCCAAAUAUUGUGCUGUAUAUUCUAGUUCUGGUUAAAAUAUGUGAGCUCAAUGCCAACCUAUCCAUGUACUACAUCUUACACUCUUUGGCUGAACAUAAAAAAUAAUUUGCUCCAAGUCAAGUUAAUUAUUAAAGCAAUGCAAUAGCUAA